Messenger RNA from Acipenser ruthenus (sterlet), 4000 nucleotides. RefSeq names its product protein eva-1 homolog C-like. The transcript has 9 exons. The coding region runs from base 1299 to 2270 and encodes 323 amino acids. The record is from RefSeq and is a predicted model, not a curated record. Gene Ontology annotation, molecular function: heparin binding; carbohydrate binding. Gene Ontology annotation, cellular component: extracellular region. Lineage: Eukaryota; Metazoa; Chordata; Actinopteri; Acipenseriformes; Acipenseridae.
CUGCACGACAGGGUGGUCUGUCAUGAUUCGGCGUUCAUCUGUCUGCUCUUGAAAUGGUGGCUGUUGCAGUCUACACAGAAAGCGCUGGGUUUCUGGUAGUUUCACUUGUUGCGUAGGCGUUAUUUUCAGCCUCAACAUGGUUGCUUUGCUUCUUCCAGUGCUCUUAGUUUUAUGUCGGUGCAUCACCUGCUGUAAUGUUGGCUGCUGUUAAUUAAUAGGGUUCGUGUAUUUAUCCAGAUACUGUUGCAAAAGGCAACAAUAAUUAUUAUGUAUGUUGCUUAGUCUUUUUUUUCUUGUAAUUGAAGGCAAUAACUAAUUGUUUUUUCAAAAUUCUUGACAUUUACCGUGAAUCUCUUACAUAGUUUUCAUUCUUUUUUUUUUUUUUUUAUAAAUCUGUAACUUUAAGAAUGUGACUCAGUGCUGCACACAUUUUUGGAAUAUUUUCAUAAAACAAUAAAUAAAUAAUUAGCUCAAAGAAUUUAUGUCACCAUAUGUUGAACAUGACAUAAUACAUAGUUGUUUUCCAUUUGACGAGGCAGUUUUUUGGAUAGCUUAAAUGAAACAUCUGUUAAAGAAAUUAAUUGCAAUGUACAUUGACUGGCAUGAACGAAUAAGACUUACUGGACAGUAACUGGAUAUAAUCAAUAAAAUCAUUAUUAUAAGCUGGGCGGUCGAUUGUGUGGCUGGUGGUGAAAUAACGUGUCUAUUCUGAGUCAAUCAAUGCACUCUGGUGUGCCUACGCCUGUGCUUUUUCGGCUUUAUUCUUUGAGAAACUCUCUCUCCAUUGAAGGUCGUGACGCAGGUCGGCACUCAGAUCCUUGAUGAUUGAGAGCAAUGCUGGAGACUCGAAUAUGAACUCGCUGGGUACAAGUUCACAUCAUGACCGAGUUUGAGGAGUAUAAGUGGAGACAGAAAUCGGCGCUUCACGUAUUUUACUACAUACUGCUGAUCUGGACCAAAGAAAUGAGUGCUUUAGUAGACUUCUCAGGUUACUUGUCCAGAAUAUUGCAGAAUCACUCUGCCCAUGCCUGUGAAGGUGAACAGCUCCAUCUGCAGUGCCCAAGACAUUCAACAAUCAGUAUACUGUCAGCAUUUUAUGGGCGCAAUGAACUUAGUUCCCACAUGUGUCCAAACAAUUUAAGAUGUGUGGAAAGAGAGGAGAAUCAAAAUUGCUCAUCAUUUACUGCAUUGCAGUGAUUGAACUGCAGAUUCCUUGUCUCCUGAGUCGCAUUCCUGCCAAAUAACAUCUGGAAUAGCACCCCCUAGAGACUCAGAGCAGGACUGCAGUUUCCUCGUAUAUGGGACAUUGCUUUCAGUUGCUGAAAGUGCUGGCUGAAUGCCAGGCUCUGCGUGCCUGCCAGCUUCCUGUCAAUAACCAUGUUUUUGGACUUGACCCUUGUCCAGGCGUAACUAAAUACCUUCUUGUCUCAUAUAAAUGCAAACCAACGGAACACAAAACCAAAGUAGGGUGUGAAGGGGAACAGUUGAAACUGCAGUGUAAGGAUCCUAGAGUGAUUAACAUCUACUCGGCAGUCUAUGGUAGAUGGCAGGAUGAGAAUGAGGUCUGCUCCUUGGGUGGCAAAUUACCUCAGUUUGAAUGUUUAUUCCAUGGAGCUGUGGAGUUUGUAUCACAGAUGUGCUAUGCCAAACAGAGAUGUAAUCUAAUGGUCAACAACCACCAUUUCAAAGACCCAUGCUUCCCUGGAGUUAGAAAGUACCUCCGAAUAAUCUACAAGUGUGUUCCAAAGACUUUACUCAAAGAAGUAGAUCCAAGUUUGUCAAAGCUGAUCCCUUCUUUGAAACAAAAUCAUGAAAAUGGGAUAAUUUUGCAACCCAAAGGAUCAAGACUUCCAGACAAUAAUAGUAUUCUUUUCAGCAACUCUCUGGCUGUGUAUGCUUAUAUUAAAGAUCACCCAGAAAGGACGGCCCUGCUGUUUGUUUCUAGUGUCUGUAUGGGCCUGUUCAUCACCUUGUGUGCGCUGGUGCUCCGAGUGUCCUGCAGGAAGGAGCUCCAGACCCCGUGUCACGGGAGAUUACUGCACAGCAGAGACUCCAAAGGGGAAGAAGAUACUAACGACACUAACGAGGAGGGCUCGUCAGACUCCUGCCAUAUGAACGGCAUCUACAGAACUGCAGCCAUCGAUCUGGACCCAGCGGAGGCAGCCGAACUGGCAGAAAGAAUAGAAAGACGGGAACAAAUAAUCCAAGAGAUCUGGAUGAACAGCUGCUUAGAUGGGACAAUAAUCAGAAGUAUAAACCAGUAUUAUUGAACAAUGGAACUGUAAAAACUUUUGUUUUGUUUUCAAAUGUAUUAUUAUUAUUUUACAUAUUUAUAAUAACCCUUUUAGACCUUGGGUACUUUUAGACGAUCCCUGCAGAUUCUUGGGAAUUAUUGCAGGAUUGUCUAUGGUAUUUUGAAAUUAGCAUAAAAACAUCCUAUUUAUUUUAUUUAUUGUAGAAGGACAAACUGUUCUUUCAAACAAAAUAUAGCUUGGUGGUUAUCCACACUUUUGUUUAAAAAAAAAAAAAAAAAAAAAAACACCUCAAUGUUUUGAUAAACUGUCCUUCUGUAACUCCCAAGAUAGAUUGCAUCAAAACAUGACAUGUCUGGAAUAUCCUUUUCCAGGUUAUAGUGUACAGUAGGUCUCUCCAUCUGCUGUCCUUAUGAUGGGGUAUAGAGACCCCAGUGAAUUUUAAGGGUUAAUAUGCUGUACUCCUUCUGUGACGCUCAGAUCACAAGUAUCAUUGCCUCAUACUGGCUUCUUAGGUGGACAGAGGUCAACCUAACAAAUUGCUUGAGCGUUCCAGAAGAGAAUAGCAUUGGGUUGAUUUGAGGUGCGCUGCUUGCAGACCUACGAGGGAAAGUGAAGCUUCAAACCUGACCCUAGCCAAUGCCAUUGUUUUUCACGUUUUAUGAGGACUGAAUUCACAAAAUAAAUUAUCACUAAUGACCAUCAUUGGUCAGUGGUCUUCACUCCCUGGGUGCCACUGCAAGCAACUGCUCUAAAGGUGCAUGGCCUCCUUAACCGAGGAUUGAACCCCAGCCUCUAGUUCCAACGUCCUGCCCCGUGCCAAAAAAGCUAGGCUCCAGUUACAUAAAGGCUUUUAUGAGAUCUACAUUCAAAACCUAGAAUAUUGCCAGCAGUGUUUUGUAUUUUGAGCUUGCAAACGACAUCCAGAGCAAGAAUGUGCCUAUUUAUUCACAAAGGGAGAUGGCAAGAAGGCUUCAACAUGUUCAAAGAGGGAAUAAGCUUGUUGUAGCUGGAAGUAUUAAUCCAUGAAAGCCAAAAAAAAAACCAAAAAAAAACUGUGCUACCUCAGCUAAACCUCAGUUGAGAUGGGAAUGAGGGUAUCAUCCACAGUGGAUGAAAUCACAUACCAUGUGAAUAAGCAUAAUCUUGUUUUUGACACUGCAGCUUUAAAAUUACAUUUCUAUCUUGUAUGUUUAUAAGUUUUCGUUGGCUACCUCUAAUGAAGUUGACAGUGUUUUCUUGGUCACUCUUUGCUGUGUAAGACCUGUGAGCCAAACAAAAAGUGCAAGAGUAAGGCCACCGAACACUUAUACAUACUAUAAGUUAUUAUUAUUAUUAUUAUUAUUAUUAUUAUUAUUAUUAUUAUUUAUUUCUUAGCAGACACCCUUAUCCAGGGCGACUUACAGUUAAAUCAAAAUAAAAAGCAGACUAAAAGCUGACAACGUAUUUAAUCUGUUUAUACCCUGUUGCAGUUCAAACAUUUAGAAUGCUUUGUCAAUGACAUUGAGUGCAUGACCUACACGCUUGCUGUUAUGUUUAAGUAUUUUAUGUUUAAGUAUCAUUGUCUUUUGUUAUGCCACAUAAAAAAAAAUCUAAAAAAAUAAUGAUCAUGAUUAUAAUUGAAGUAUUUUUUCUUACAUUAGAUGCAGAUUACUAAUGAAAAAUAUGUUUACACAAAUACAACACUGUCUGUUCUGGGGACAUUCUGUGUAGUGUACUUAUUAAAGAUUCCAUCAUUGCUGCAUUAA